Messenger RNA from Ilyonectria robusta, 1577 nucleotides. RefSeq lists its product as uncharacterized. The record is from RefSeq and is a predicted model, not a curated record. Lineage: Eukaryota; Fungi; Ascomycota; Sordariomycetes; Hypocreales; Nectriaceae. The transcript has 2 exons. Bases 93 to 1310 code for a protein of 405 amino acids.
UUGCCUAUUUCCACCUCUUGGAUUCCUCCAGUUCUCGCUCGUCUGCCCUUUCUCGGAUCCCUUUUGUGAACCCAGAUCCCGAUCUUGCAACCAUGGCUACCGCUUCAAGAGAGUCCCGGCCUCGUCCUGCCAUCCAGCCCAUCCGUACCACUGGACCUGGCCACAGUUACCAGACUGCACGGGCUCGGAUGGCAUUCAAAAGCCCUGCGUGGAUGGCAACACCGCUGUCACCUCUGAGCCGUCCGUUGCCCAUGUACCCGGACUCUGAUGAUGAGAGAAUGAGAGAACACGACAAGGCGGCUGUGGAGCGUUUGGAGCUUCGCAGCCGCAAGUCGUCCAGUGCUGAAGGGUCUCCGCGGACCGUUGCCUUGAAACCCGUAUCAGAUUUGGCUCUCCCCACCCCGUUGUCGCUCGACGCUCGACGCUCUCCUCUGUCAGGCCCUGUCACGGGUCCCCUCUCGGGUCCCCUCUCGGGCCCUUUCAUCCCGCCGUCCAGUCACCGAAGGUCAACCAUUGCUGAAGAGUCGAGAAGCUUCUUGCUUCGGGAGUCCGAGGCAGAUAGAACCAGGCCUCCACCUCGAGCCUUUGAGCGCAGAGGAUCCGCUCCUCCCGGGGCGAUCCUAGCGAGGAACAUGCAACUUCAACGACAACUUGGGCAGCCUGGACGUCGAGGAUCCAUCGGUUCACAUUCCCUCCGUGAGCCAGACCUGUUUGUCCUGCCAGUCGAACUCCGGCGACUCUCCACCAUUGCAACUCCCAAUAGCGAUGGAGCCAUUCCGUCGCCGUACCCCGUGGAGGGACGUCUCACCACCCGUGUCGUUAUACAUUCUCGAAACCAAAAGCCGCUUGUCUUGACGAGAACAUUUGAUCUUGACGAGUUGCGAGCUACCAUCCCAAAUCCAAGGCCCGUGCCGAGCGCUCAGUCCAGCCGCCGGUCUUCUGUGGCGACUCUUCGACCACCCACCAACACUCCUCAACCAACAUCCCCUCCUUUGUCAGCUGCUCGCAAGGAGAGACGACACUCGACUGCUGGACUCUACGGCCUCGAACCUCAUCGCUCUCCCGGCCUGGAAAGAAGGGCGGCUCGUCAAGUGUUGGCCCCUAUUCCCAUUCACCUCGAAUACGCACGCACAUAUCUCCCUGUCCUCGCCGCUAUCAUCCUCUCUGCAAUUGUCCAACCUGGAGAUACAAUCGAGCUUCCACUCCCAUAUCCUCGGGCAUGGGCAGACACGAUGGCCUACAUUUACACGAGGCAAUUUGUUCUCACCGACCGAAUCCAUGAGAACAUAAUAUAUUUGGGAGGAAUUUAACGUGACAGUUUGUGGAUUUCAUGAUAAUGACAAAGUCGUAAUAAUGGUGUCUCGGGCAAGGAAUCGAGUUUGAUAUUGCUGGGGUUGUAAACGAGGUUCCUAGCUUUUGAUAUUUCUUGUCAUGCGUGGAGUUGUGUUACAAAUUUGAUCAUGGAACGGGAUUUUUUUUUUUACAAUAACUUGACAAAAUGGAUUCAAUGAAGGCAGAGAAAACACGCUCUUGAUCUGGUGUUCUCUUUCCUCUCCAUGUCUUACCUGGAGCACAUU